Messenger RNA from Letharia columbiana, 1326 nucleotides. RefSeq lists its product as uncharacterized. The record is from RefSeq and is a predicted model, not a curated record. Bases 1 to 1326 code for a protein of 441 amino acids. Lineage: Eukaryota; Fungi; Ascomycota; Lecanoromycetes; Lecanorales; Parmeliaceae. The transcript has 2 exons.
AUGAAAAGAGUGCUCCGAAGAUACCGUCGCCAGAAGCGCCCCAAGACGCAAGGCAGCCCCGAUGUGGUGGUUUACAAACCAACACAAGUUCAGAGAAACCGAAUUGUCCCGCAAAGAACAAACCUAGAAGAUGUUCCGGUUGAGAUCCAGCAAAGUAUUCUCCACCAGAUGCCAGACUUACCGACGCUCCAAGCGCUCAUCUCUGCGUCGCCGUCCUAUCUCAGGGCCUACCAAAGCCAACGCCAUCCGAUUCUGUCCAACAUACUCCUCCGAGAUAUCCAUCCAGAUGUGCUCUUCGACGUCUUGGCGAUCGUAAACGCGCUGAAGCUGCCACGGAAUUAUGAUGAUUAUGUGCCCCAAAUGAAAGUCUUCAUCGAGCAGUACAAGACCGCGAGAGACUCACUGCAUGUAGCUCUCAAGCAACUCGAACCAAGCAUCAAAGAAAACGUAUGGGAGUUUCAUCUGUCGGUAAUCGAUGUCACAAAAGACUUCUGUGAUUAUGCGCUGUCAACGCACCCAGUCACAGGUCACAGUCUAAAUCAUCGUACAUCACUCUCGCCAAAUGAGGUGCGUCGAAUCCAUCGAGCCUUCUACCGCUACGAGCUCUUCACCGUUCUCUUUCGAGAGUCAGAUUUUUACCACAACGAGCAAAUCGAGAGGCAUAGAGACCGAGACCCGGACAGAGCUCGUCUCGCUGUACAAAGAGAUUCGAUCAGGUCCCUCGAUGACCAGGAUAGGUCGUUCCUCUUCUUCGCUCUUUUCAGGGCCUGGGAGGUAGAAGAAAUAGCUUGUGUGCGGGACUACAUCAUACAUCGGUAUGAUGAGCUACACAAACAAUGCAAGUCGGAAUGGCAGGAAAUGACGGGAAGGGAAAGCCAUUAUCGCGCUGCACCGUGGAACGAUUCCUCCGAAUGGGUGUCCGAAAUGUACGACGACCAAUCCUGUCACGAAUACUACCUAUCCCUUGGCCUGGGCUUCUUCUGCACCUUGAUGAAAGCUUCUCACGAAGAUCAGAUGCAGAUGCUCCGAGAGAAUAUAGGUCUCUCAGAUCUGUCCCUCUCUAGCGCCUUAGAGGACGAUGGCCCUUUCUGGGACAGUCCUAUGUACGAUGCAUGUAUCGAUCGAGCCUUCCAAGAGUUUCACAGUGACUGCGAUAGGGAUGCUCCAAACGCGGCAUGGAUAUGGUCUGCAGAGGACAAGGUUGAUAUUCGCUAUUACCAGUCUGAUAAGGCGGGUCUGAGGACGUGGGGGUAUGUCAUGUGGGAUAAAGAGAGAUUGAACCAAUGGAGCAUUCUACAUGAGAAUCCUCAUGACUAUCUUCAUUGA